Molecule: messenger RNA, 478 nt
Organism: Entrophospora sp. SA101
Lineage: Eukaryota; Fungi; Glomeromycota; Glomeromycetes; Entrophosporales; Entrophosporaceae
Source: the annotation of a GenBank genome assembly
CGAAAAAAGAUAUGUAGAAACUGCCGUUCAAUUUAAUCGCUAUCGUCACGAAGUUGAAAAACAUCCUAACUUAGACAAAAUAGUAAUAGAUAAUACCUCAGAUAGAAUGUUGGCUGAUCCUCGCAUGCUUCGCUUGAUUGAGUUGGCUUCUCGGCGAUCUUUUGCUUCUAAUGAUAUUCGCUCAAUUGCUAAGGAUAAAAAAACAGAAGAAACUAAAGAAUUUAACAAUUUAGUUCAAGAAAUAAAAAUUAAUGAUCCUACUAAAAAAACUUAUGCAGAUACCCUGAAUGAAUGGGUAGAUGGUUAUAUUGAAAAAUUACAAGAAGUCUUUGGCAAAUGUCAGGAAGCAAUCCAAAGCGGAAAAAGUCACGAAAUGGAUGGCAGCCGAUUUAACGGCAAUGCUGAGACUGGAAAAGCAACUUUCCAAGCAAUUGCUAAUUCUCUUUCUGUUUCCAACCAGGAGGAUUUUCAUUUUUGA